AUGAGCAAAGACCACACUAUUUCUGGUUCUGAAAAAGGACAACGUCUUGCAAGAGCCACGUAUCCAGCGUAUGACCGGAACAAACUUCCUACGUUACAUGAAGUCCUUAGUCGUAAAACGGCGCCCCCUGUAUGUCUUUACAACUAUUAUCUUUAUAUGAGAGAUAGAGAGCAGGCAUCAGAGUACUUGGAUUUCUAUCUUGAUGUAUUAGAACAUGAAAAUUUAUGUAAAGCAUUCGUAAAAGAUAUAAAAAAACUUGGAUUAGAUCUCAACCUCGAAUAUCCAGAGUAUGAAAGGUAUCGACCUGCUGGGGUAGCACCGGAAAAAGGUAAAUUGGGUAGAUAUAGCGUAGCAACGAGUAAUGAUGGAGGUGUUCAAAGACAGUUGAGCGCUUCAUCACGUGAGUCAAAUAUCACAAGUAGCUCUGGGGGUGUUUUUGACACCCCCUCACGCCCUGAAUCGCCAUAUUCAGGUCAACACAUAAUCGAUAUAGCUGCGAGUAAAGCGCCACGAUUUACAAGACAGAGAGAUUCAGUUCGAUCAAACAAGACCAAUACUACCACAGGUAAUCUUUCUUUUUAUGGACCGGAACGUCCAUUUACAAAAGAUGAUCUUCGAGAAUCGGCGGAACGUAUUUAUUACAAAUAUAUUUACCAGGGUUCCGAAAAAGAGAUUGAGUUAUCAGAUCAUAUUCGUGAAAAAAUAGCUCUUGCUAUGGAAGAAGAUAGUGGUAAAAGAGCUGAUCCAUGGAUUUUUUAUGAGGCAAAAAAAGAAGUUUUUUCAUUCAUGGAAGGAGAGCAUUUUCCUAGGUUCUUGAAAGCAAGAGCGUUUGGCAAUAUGAACAUCUUGCAAGCUAUGUUAAGAUUAGUUCUUGGAUUGUUCUUUUUAUUCAUCGGAUUUGCCACUGCAUUAAGUUUGAUUUUCUUGGAUGUUAAACCAAGAGCUGUUAGAAUAUGGUGCUUAAUUCCUAUUCUUAUGGGUGUAACCAACUUAUUCGCUAAUCAAAUGGAACUUAGUCCCCUAUUUGCUUUGUUGAAAAUAAGCGAAACAAAAUUUGGUAGAUUUCAGAAGGUGGCGGAACCAUACAUAUACAAAUUACAUAUAAAAAGAGGAAUAAGAGUAUUUUUACAAAGCCUAAUUGUUUCGGUUAUCGUUACUGCAAUUUUUGUUGCUGUUCCUGGCCAUAGAUUGGGCGCGUUGGCUGCUGUUGGCGCAAAUAAUUAUACGCAGAAUAAUCAUGAUCAAUGCGAUGCAUGUGGUUAUGGUGGUCGUUUAAUGUGCUGCGACUCUUGUCCAAAAGCUUUUCAUUUUACAUGUCUGGUACCUCCUCUUGAUGUUGAUAAUCCGCCAAAAGGAAAUUGGUAUUGUCGUGAAUGUAAGAGUGAUAAGAGUUCACCAUCGAUGCCAGCACAAGGGCCUUUCCAAGAGCUAAUAUACAAAGCCCGUUGCUCUAAUCCAAAGUCUUAUUUGUUGCCAGAGCAUGUUAGACACGCAUUUGAAGAUGUUGGUACGGGACCUCAUGGUGAAUAUGUAGAUACAAACAAAGUCAAGUUUGAACAAAAAGAUCGGAAUGGGUUCACACUUGAACCAGAUCAUCAUCGUAUGAUAGAUGACAAUGGAAAACUUAUACGUUGCUUUUCGUGCAAGCUUCCUCCAAGCAAAUCGAAACCAGUAAUGUCUUGUGAUUUUUGUGAUCUUCAUUGGCAUUUCGAUUGCUUGGAUCUUCCGUUAGUAAUUCCUGUACCGGCGAACAAAAAAUGGAUGUGUCCAUGCCAUGUAGAUCAUGCGUUGCCUCCAUUACGAAGAUUAUGUUCAGAUAAUAAUCUACCUUUCAACGACAAUACAGCCAUCGAGCACUCUCCACAAAAAAAAAUACAUAUCGAAUGCGAUCCUGAGUUCUACCUCAAUGAUACAUUACAUAAAUUACCUAAGCAGGGUGUCAAGCUUAAUUAUAUUGAACAGAUAAUUGACAGUUUAAAAGCAGAAAAAGAAAUUGAAAAAAAAGACCAUUCUGAAUACGUCAUUAACGAUUAUGUUAAGGAUGAUGAAGACAUUUAUUCUUAUUUACACAGUGUUGAAAGAUCAUUUUCAAAAAAAGAAGGAAAACAGAAAGUUUUAACGGAUGAUCUACAUGUUGAUGAAAGACCAGCUGACAGGGAUGUUCAACAAAUGGUCAUGGAAGGUUCUCCGACUUUUCAAGUUAUAAAUGAAAGUGGUGUGACAUUUGAUGAACCAAUAAGUCCUAAAAGAGCGCGUGAAGGUGAUGAAUUAAAGGAUUCAAUCUCUUUUCUUGUAUCUGUUAACACAAAUGAAGAAUCGAUAAAUCAACCUCGUGUAAAAAGAACACGUCAAGAUGAAGAAAUCAAAAUAGAAGAAUCUUCUUGCACCAAUGCAACUGAGGAUUCUGAGGUCAUUUCAACAAAAUUUAAACCAAAUAAUAUGUUGGACCAAUCACAUUGUACGACUCAUGCUGUCAAUAUGAGCAGCAAUUCAGAGAAACCGAAUUCUGAAUCAACUUUUUCCGAUGAAAUAUUCGAGAUUGAAGAAAGGUUAGAAAAAAAUGAAGAGGUUUAUAAAGAAAAUCCAUUACGUUUAUUGAUGGAAGUCGCAUUGGUUGAUAUG
Molecule: messenger RNA, 2622 nt
Organism: Dentiscutata erythropus
Lineage: Eukaryota; Fungi; Glomeromycota; Glomeromycetes; Diversisporales; Gigasporaceae
Source: the annotation of a GenBank genome assembly